Linderina pennispora is the source of this 2010-nucleotide messenger RNA. Its product is annotated as NOC3p-domain-containing protein. Gene Ontology annotation, molecular function: chromatin binding. Gene Ontology annotation, cellular component: nucleolus. Bases 1 to 2010 code for a protein of 669 amino acids. The record is from RefSeq and is a predicted model, not a curated record. The transcript is spliced from 3 exons. NCBI's taxonomy places the organism in Eukaryota, Fungi, Kickxellomycota, Kickxellomycetes, Kickxellales, Kickxellaceae. Gene Ontology annotation, biological process: DNA replication initiation.
AUGGACUACGAGCAUGGAAUGCGCAAGUUUGAGUCGGCAGAGAAGAAAACCAAAGAGUCGUCCAAGCUGCCGAUCAAGCUGGCGGAUGGGCGACUGGAGGAAGAGGAGGAAGAGGAAGAAGAGGAGGAAGAGGAGCCUGUACCAAAGUCGACCAAGGGCCUUGGAGGGCGACCAGUGGACUCGGAAGGCGAAGCGGACUUUAACGAGGAACCGGAUCGGGAGUCGAUGACCCGGCGCGAGUACAUUGUAGCGCAGCAGAACCGGCUGGCGGGGCUGGCGAGCGCAGUAGUCCAAAGCCCAGAGGGGAGCGCGCGGGCGUUACGGCUGCUGCACAAAAUCAGCGAGGACAGCGACCGCAAGGUGCGGCAGCUGGGCCUGCUGACGCAGCUGGCCGUGUACCGCGACAUUCUGCCUGACUACCGCAUCCGCGAGCUGACAGAGAAGGAGCGCGCAAUGAAGGUCACCAAGGAAGUGCGGCAGCAGCGCAUGUUCGAGGAGAGCCUGGUCAAGACCUACGGGCAAUACCUGCACCAGCUGUUUGCGGCGGUAAAGCGCGGCAUGAAGAUCUUUGGCGACGCCAGCGCCGACGUCGAGACCGGUGUGGUGGCAGCACGUGCGCUGGGCGAGCUAGUCAAUGCCCAUCCGCACUUCAACUUCCGCAAGGACAUUCUGUCAGCGCUGGUAGACAUCUACGUGCAGCCGUCGUCGCGCAUCACCAUGCCGGAAUUUGCGCCAAUGGCUCAGACUGCGCGGCUGGCAGUCCUGCGGCUCUUCCAUGACGAUGCCAGCGGCGAGUACUCGCAGAACGCAGUGAUAUUAGCGGCUAAGCGCAUCAAACGGCUGUCGUACCGCGUCGAUGCCAGCUCCCUGCGCCCCUGGCUGCAUCUGCGGCUGCGCGACGAGCUGCGGGAGAACCCCGAGGACCGCAAGCGCGCGGAGGCGGAGCGGCUGCGGAAGGAGCAGCUGCGCGAGCGCAACAAGCUGAUGAAGCGCAAGAAGAGUGGCUCAGCGGUGGGCGAGGCGCGGCGGGCGGCCUUCGAGACGAAGAAGCAGAAGAAGGCCAGGCGUGUGCAGCAAGAGGUCGAUAGGGAUUUGCGCGACGCGCAGGCAGAGGUGACGCGGGAGGAGCGCGAGCGGUGGUUCGGUGAGACCCUGAAGCAGGUGUUUGUCACGUAUUUCCGCAUUCUCAAGCAAAAGGACAAUAUCGGCGGGCUGCUGCCGGCGGUGCUGGAGGGCCUGGCCAAGUACGCGCAUCUGAUAAGCGUGGAGUUUUUCCUCGAUUUGUUCCAUUUGCUGAAGAAGAUCAUGCGCGGACAGCACGGUGUCGGCGUGGGCAACGAGGACGACGAUACCAGCGACCUGGUGUCGUCCAAGGUCAGCCUCCGCACAUCGCUGCUGUGCAUUCUGUCGGCGCUGCACAUUCUGACCGGCCAGGGCGAGGCGCUGAACCUGGACAUCAAGGAUUUCUUCCACCAGCUCUACGCUUUGCUGCCGCCGCUGGCAGCCCAUGCACAGAUCGAGGCCACGCGGCUGUCGUCGCUCUCCGAUGGCACACGCUUCACUGCGAUGUGGGAGGCGACGGUGCGGAGCGAAGCUGAUCUGUUGUUCGAGUGCCUCGAACUGAUGUUCCUGGGUCGCACCAAGGUCUCGUCGGUCACGCGUGUGGCCGCAUUUGUCAAGCGCCUGGCCGAGGGCGCCUUGUACUGGCCGGCCAAGACCGCGGUCCGCGCUAUUGCCUUUAUCCACAAGCUCAUGGUCAAGUACCCUCAUCUCGACCGCUUGUUUGCCUCCGACGAGCAGGCCGCCAGCGGUCUGUAUCUGAAGGAUAUCGAUGACCCGGACAUGUGCAAUCCCUUCGGCUCUUGUGUCUACGAGAUCCAUUGCCUGCAAACCCAUCCACAAUGCCACUGUGCGAGCGGCAGCAGCCCGUCUGCUGGCGUUCGUCAAGGCAGAGGACAAGAAACACCAGCUAUAAAUCUGUUUUUUUAUGUCAAUCUUACUCGAACCUGA